GCCUCCCGCCCCACUCCUCCACAGGAGGGAGAUCGGGGUCGCUGGCAUGGGCACUUGGCAGUCACCCGGAUUGGGGUUGAUGAGGGGUUCUCAGUUCUCGCCCCUGUGCAGCCGCCGCCGAGCAGAAUGCCUGGCUUGUCCGCAGCCACUGGGACACCUCGCGGGCUGGGCGGGCCGGAGGGUGAGAUCGCUGGGAGGCGGGUGCCUUCUCGCCCUGUGACGCCUCUGGGCCCCAGGGGUCGGCCUCCGGCGCACAGGGCUCCCCAGCAUCCUGGACGCGGGUCCACUGCCCGCAUGAAGUCACCUCAGAGAGGAUGAACUUCGGGUUGCCUUGUCCGGCUGUGCUGCCAGGCGGGGCAGCUGACCUGCUGAUGAAGUGGCUUUCUUCAUCUUCUUGCCCACGGGACAGCGGGCUGGGAAGCCAGGGGCCGCCGGGACCUGGGGCUGGAAGCCGCAUCUGCCCACAGCCGCAGCCUCCUGCACCUGCCAUCCUGGUGGCGCCCUGGCGUCGGAGAAGCAGCAGGCGCGGAGCUCCUGCAGCUGCACCCCUGCAGCAACCCGUCCCGGCGCAGGCGGCAGUGGAAGGCGGCCUCCUCGCACAGCUCCUGCAGCCCCAGGACCAGGGGUGCGGCCAGCACCGCCCUCACCCCCCGCGUCUCGUGGACAUUAGUCCUCCCUGGAGGCGGCCGGACCCGAGCGAGGCUCGCAGCGAUCGGCCCCCGCGAGGACGCGCAUGCAGGGCUCAGGAUCCCGCACUCUGGUCCUGCGGCACCUUUCAGCAGCCCUGCUCCUCCUCUUGUUAAACUUUCGUCACUGCCAUGAAAAGCAUCCAGGCGUCCUUGAUUUCGACGCUGCGUCACGCUCAGCCGAGCUCAUCGGACCGGCGGUUCUUCCCAGGGCCCGCGGGCAGCUUGUUCCCGGGCGGCGGCUUCUCCUGGACGCAGCUCCUUGUGGGCCCACCAGACUCCGGGGAGCCAAGGCCUGCCGCGGCCAGCAGGCCUGGGGAGAGGAAGAGUAAGGCGGGCUCUGCAGGGAAGCGGGCGGGGACCAUGAGAGAGGCGGGUCACUCUGGGCUCCAAGCGCAGCCUCUUGGGAUUCCCCGGGACCCACGGCUUAUAAUGCGCUUAAAUCCCACGCCUCGCCGGACAGACAGCGCGUCAUCGUCACCGCCCAGCGCUCCUGACCUGCUCCCACUCGCGCUGCAGCCCAGGGUGUGUGGGGGAGAGACGGACCCAGGGAGGGAAAAGCGCUGGGAAGGCGAACAUCUUUUCAUAAACUUUUCCCCUUCUAUAUGCCAUCUCUGAUGGGAGCCUCUUUACAUCUUUUGUUUAUUUACUAAUUGGGUUGUUUGAUUUCUUAUUGUUGAGUUGUAAGUGGUUUUUAAUGGUCUGGAUGCAAGACAAGGGUUUUGCAAGUAUUUUCUCCCUGUCUGUGACUUGUUUCUCCAUUCUCUUAAUAUUUCCUUUCGCAGAGCAAAAGUUUUUAAUUGUAACGAAGUCAUACCAAUAUCUUCUUUCAUGGUAAAAUGUGCUUUUAUGUACUUUAGUGUUGUAUCUACAAAGUAAUUGCCAAAUCCAAAGUUACCUAAAUAUCUAUUCUUUUUGUUAUUUUACAGAAGUUUUACAGCUUUUGGAUUUAAAUUUAGGUCUAAAAAUUGAACUCGUAAAAGUAGAGAGUAUAAUGAUGUUUACCGGAGGCUGUGUUGCUGGGGAGAAAAAAAAUGAGAAGUUGUUCACAGGUGCAAAGAUUCAGUUAAACAGGAGAAAUGCGUUUUGAAAUCUAUUGCACAGCAGGAUGACUAUAGUCAAUAAUAAUGUACUGUAUAUUUCAAAAAAACAAAAAGUAAAUUUCAAAUAUCUAACC
This is a messenger RNA of Chlorocebus sabaeus (green monkey), 1863 nucleotides long. NCBI's taxonomy places the organism in Eukaryota, Metazoa, Chordata, Mammalia, Primates, Cercopithecidae. The record is from RefSeq and is a predicted model, not a curated record.